Molecule: messenger RNA, 1821 nt
Organism: Maniola jurtina (meadow brown)
Lineage: Eukaryota; Metazoa; Arthropoda; Insecta; Lepidoptera; Nymphalidae
Gene: Dus4
Product: tRNA-dihydrouridine(20a/20b) synthase [NAD(P)+]-like
Exons: 2
Coding region: 102-1277 (391 amino acids)
Biological process (GO): tRNA processing
Molecular function (GO): flavin adenine dinucleotide binding; tRNA dihydrouridine synthase activity
Source: RefSeq, a predicted model, not a curated record
UAAUCCUACUCUAUCUAUGGUUUUAUUUCAAUUUUCACCAUAUAUUAUUAUCUAUCUAUGAAAUACUAUGCCAUUUUAAAUGCCGACAGUAAAUAAUAAUUAUGAAAACGAAAACUAAUGUUAUAGAAUUAUUUGAAGAUGCGAAAACCAAUCAAUCUUAUGUAAAAGUUUGUGCGCCCAUGGUGAGAUAUAGUAAAGUGCAGUUCAGAACUUUAGUAAAAAAAUUUGGAGUGGAUUUGUGCUUUACACCGAUGAUACUUGCAGAUUCGUUUUGUCAAAAUGCGAAAGCAAGGUCAAAUGAAUUUGUAACAACAAUGUAUGACACUCCAUUGGUUGUGCAGUUUGCAGCUAAUAGCAUUGAUGAUUUCUUAGAUGCAUCUAAGUUAGUAUAUCCCUAUGUAGAUGGAGUGGAUCUAAACUGUGGAUGUCCUCAAAGAUGGGCUAUGAAGGAUGGAUAUGGAUGUGCCUUACUAUCUAAACCUGAACUAGUACAUAAUUUAUUAAGAACUGUGAGAAAUAAUUUUCCACAAAAUUUUACAGUUUCUGUGAAAGUAAGAAUAUUACAGGAAGUGAAGAAAACAAUAGCUAUGUGCCAGCAGCUUGAAAAAUGUGGCAUUGAUUUUAUGACUGUCCAUGGACGUACACCGUUACAGAAGAGUGGGGAGGCUAUUGAUGUGGAAACCUUGAAAGAAAUAUGUGACAAAGUUACUGUACCAGUAAUUGCUAAUGGUGGCAUUAAAACUUUAGAUGAUGCAGAUCAAUUGCAAGAAACAUUGAAAUGUGGGGGCAUAAUGGCUGCAAGUGGUAUUUUGAAUAACCCAGCCCUUUUCAGCGGACAUAAUAAAACACCACUCAGUUGUAUUAAACAGUGGAUUGACUUGAAGAAUAAAAGUGAAGAUAAAAUAACAUUUCAAUGCUAUCACCACCAUUUAGUUUUUAUGCUUGAGAAGAUAUUGUCAAAAAAACAAAAGCAGGAGUUUAAUUAUUUAAGUACAUUUGAAAGUGUUGAUCAAUUUUUAAAUAUGCAUGUUAUAAAUGAUUAUAAUUAUUUGCCACCAGCUAGUCCAGUAAUUGAUGAUUUUGUGACAUGUCAAUUUGAUAAAGAAGUCACUGAUAAGCACUCAAGUAAAUGUAGAGGAUGUAGUAAGAGUAUAUAUUAUUGCACUUGUUGUAAUCAUGAUUAUGACAAUAAUAAUGGAAGUUUUUUCACGUACUAUGUCGAAAACACUGAUGUUCUAGAUUAUAUGGACUGCAAUAUGUUUGAUGAAUGUAUUUGACAUAAAAUAAGUUGAUUUUUACUUUUAACUCAAUGAAAAAAAUGUAACCACUAUAGGAUCACUUUGUUUCUGCCUGUGGGUAUGUCUGUUUGACUGACGUAAGUCCAUGUGCCAAGACUUUUAGAAACAGCUUGAUAUAUCAAGUUGAAAUUUGUAUUGGAUACUAAGGUUCAGUAAUCUCGUCAUCAUCUACACUAAGUUUGUAUGUUUGUUUUUAGGAAGAAAUCUCUGGAGCUACUGAAUCGAUUUUGAAAAUUCUUUCACCAGUAGAAAGGUACAUUAUUCCUGAGUGGCAUAGGCAAUUUUAUUUUCAAAAGAGAUUCCUGCAAAAAUUGUAAUAAGCUACCCGUGCGAAGCCGGGGUGGGUCCUAGUAUUUUAUAAGGCAAUUCCUGAAUCACCAUCUUAAAAUAUGGCAUGAAGGGAGCUCUUGUAGCACAAGUAAACUGUACAGGAAUUUGUGAAAAUUACUUGGUGGAAUUAUGUGGUGCGAGUGGAAAUAUUAUGAGACAAACUUAUCCUUACUAAUAAAUUAUUAUACUUAAA